This is a messenger RNA of Medioppia subpectinata, 1844 nucleotides long. The record is from the annotation of a GenBank genome assembly. NCBI's taxonomy places the organism in Eukaryota, Metazoa, Arthropoda, Arachnida, Sarcoptiformes, Oppiidae.
GAAAUGUAGGCAUAAUAUUAGGUCUUAAGUACAGAAUUAGUUGCAUUGUAUACCUCAUGUGUUACUGGUAUUUGUUUUUGUUGGACAAAAGCCGAUGGAAUAAUCACUCCUAUCUUUUUGGUCUUUUGGUGACAUUGAUGUCCACAACUGAUUCACACUAUAUAUGUUUAUCCACAAAUUCCGUUUUGGCAGUACUUUCUUAUAAGAAGUCAAUUUAUUUUAUGGCCGGACUGAAGAAGAUUGACGCCGAUUGGCUCAAUGGCUAUUCUAUGAACAAUCUAUCAGACCAUUGGAAAAAGGUGUGGAAUAAAAGUCGAUUCUUUGCUUACUUUUUCUGCCUUCUCUUUAAUUCAAUGAAUUCUCGACUCUUUUCUAUAGGAAUGUUCCCAUAUGUGAUGAUCGCAAUAAUGCCAGUGUUUAGUGCCCCGGAUUGGCCCAAACAACUCAUUCUUAUGUUUAAAACAAAAAUUUUAAAGUCUGUUCAAAAGGAUAGCCAAAGAAAAGUAGUGACAACUCAUGAGAAAAGCAAAUAUUUUGCAAAACAAAAAGCAUUGACGAAGAAAGAGAAGAUAACGUGGAUAUUAAUUAUGGGAUAUCUCUCGACUCAAUUAUUUCUACCGCAUUCCCAUUGGAUUACCAAAGGAUACAACACAUGGACUAAUCCGAAUAUACCGAUAAGGACCCUAUACUACCAAACAUGGACUAAGAGUAUGCGAUGGAGCCAUCACUCAGAUAUGGUUAAACAGUACGCUCUGUGCGCUCACAAGCGUCUCAUCAAAGAGUUCAACAUAACUGAUCCGUCCAUUCAUAUCGAUUCGUGGAUAUCAUUGAACGGACGCUUCGCGCAGAGAGUAUACGACCCUCGCGUCGAUUUAGUUCGCGCCGAGUGGUCACCAUUCAAACGGCCCGAUUGGGUGCUUCCCAUACUCUCCCAUCUGACUGAUUGGCGGCACAGACUUAAACAAUAUGAACACAAUCUAUACAAACAAAAUGAUUACAAUUCAGUCAUAUUUAUCGCCGAUUUUCCAGGCUUAACGCUAAACAAUUACAUCGGCUCUGAGUUCGGCAACACAUCACUCACUGUACUCAAGGGUUGGCUGAAGAUAGAGGUGGACGACGACCACUACACUCGCAUUAUGAGUGCCGGCGAUCACAUGACACUCCCAGUCAAACGCUUCCAUAGAGUGACACCAAUCAAGUCAGAGGCGGCCGCCUAUAUGUUCACUCAUAUCAAUGCAACCAAUUCUCUGGUCAAUGAUAUUCAAAGUAAACCAAUUGAUGUCAAACAAGACAUUGCGGCCAAAGUGGACGAUAAGAAUGCAUGGAUUAGAAGUUCCGAGAAUAUGUGGAUUGGAUUGUCAGCAGUGAUGCUUUAUUAUCCGAAUCGGGAGAACGACGAGAGGACAGGACAGGAGACGGGCUCUUAUGUGGGCUUCUGUCCGGUGGCGCCCUUCUUGCCGAUCAACGACUUGUGGAUAGACACAGAGGGAAAGGGAUGGGCGUUAGGUAUGCAUCAAAGAGAGAGCCAUUUGGCGCCAAAGAUACGCACCUCCGCCAGCGAUGGUCGCUUUGAUCAGCGAAUCCAACUCUUCGUCGCCUCUGAUGGCCAGCUGAAGAUGACGGGGAGUAAUGCGCUUCACCUUCAAGUCUUUGCUCGCAUUGCCCGCCAACUCAAGCACCUGUGCGGACACAACACACACACCGUUAACAUACCGUUCAAUAGCGCGUCCCAUACGGGCGCCAAUCCGAUGGCCAAACAGACACCGCAGACAACACAUACCUCAGCCGUCAGAUACUCGAGGAUAGCGGCCGAAUACACGGCAGCGGUGGCGCCCACACGACCG